Molecule: messenger RNA, 2616 nt
Organism: Mya arenaria
Lineage: Eukaryota; Metazoa; Mollusca; Bivalvia; Myida; Myidae
Exons: 16
Coding region: 1-2091 (696 amino acids)
Molecular function (GO): DNA-binding transcription factor activity; zinc ion binding
Source: RefSeq, a predicted model, not a curated record
AUGGCAGAAAACUCAACUCGUGGGUUUGUAAGAACUGGCGUGAAUGGUUACUUUGAGGGCACAGAUGCUAUCCAAAGAGCCGAAAACUACAUCAAUGACUUCGAAGCAAAUUCAUAUGACAAAUUUACUGUUGUAAAAUCUGAUAAUUUCAAAUUGUUCGCUGGAUCCAUCAAGCAUUCAUUUUUUUGGAGGGAGCAUUCUUGUGACUCGAACCCAAUUUCCUACGAUGGAGUUCCUUUUAUAAUUGUUGGGAAGCAGCGACGUGAAUGUUUUCAUGUGCCAGAUAGAAAUCGGGGUAAAAAGAAAAAGAAUGAAGACAGAAAAAAGGUUGAUCACCCUUACGAAGAAAAGGGAAGGAAGCUUGUCCAGCCUAGCCACAAACGGAAUUGCCCUGCGUUCAUCAUGCUGCGAUAUAUCGUCAGGUUUCCUGUGUAUAAGAUACACUCUGAUUCCAACUACCAACGUAGAACACAAAUUGAUCGGCUGAAAAUUGAUCUACAGAACAAAGUCAUGCCUGUGUUGGAACAUCGGGUGUAUUGCUCUACCCCAGAAAGUGCUGAACACAAAUACCAUGUGAGAGGAGAGUUUGGAUCAACAUUUCAGCCACUGGACAAAGUCAUCAUCAACAGGAUCAAAGCUCUUGUUGCAGAAGGAAUUCGAAGCGUGUCAGAGAUGAAGAGACAUCUUCGAAUUUUCGCCAAGCAAAAUUUUCCUGGGGUAUCAGAGCUGAGCAAUCGUUAUUUCCCUUCAAACAAGGACAUCAGGAACCAUAUGUCAGCAACUUUGAGACUUGACAAAUAUUCUGAUGAAGACCAAGAGAAUCUAAGGUUGCAGAUCAACCAGUGGCAGACUGAAAAUCCCCAGGACAAUUUUCACUAUAUCCCUAGUGCACAUGCAGGCAGUUCUUCACAAUCAGAUGGGCUAGGAGAUCAUAUAGAAGAAUUUAUUUUUGUGCACCAAAACAGCGACCAAAAACGCUUGCUGGCCAAAUAUGGUCAUGAAAUCUGUCUUUUGGAUGCAACAUAUAAAACAACCAAAUAUGACCUCCCAUUGUUUUUUGUUAGUGUCAACACAAAUGUGGGGUAUAUGGUUGUUGGAAGUUUUAUAGUGCCGUCAGAGUCUUCCUACAACAUUGGGCGAGGUCUUCAGGUACUCAAGGCUUGGAACCCUUCCUGGAACCCAACAUACUUCAUGACAGAUUAUGAUCGUAAUGAAAUCAAUGCCAUAGAAAAUACUUUUCCAGAUAGAAACUUUACAGUUGUUCAGGUAAAACUGGGAUUGGAUCUUAAUAUAUGUUGUUUUACAUACUUGUGCGACUUCCAUCGGGAACAAGCUUGGCAGCGCUGGGUUGGACCGUCCAAUGGUAUUACAGAAUCCGCUGACCUUCUAAAAGUAAUGAGGAGGAUUGCCAACUCUCAGUCAGAGGAAGAAUUCAUUGUAGCUGUUGAAACGCUUAAGGACUCUGUAGAUUGGAAAGAAAAUCACAAGUUUCGCACAUGGUUUCAGAGAUACUGGCUAUCUGUGUCAGAGAGAUGGGUACAAUACCACCGUCAGACAUAUUUGAUUGUGCGGGUGAACACUACAAAUGGCCUGGAAAGGCAGCACAAGGAGUUUAAAGAGAACUACUUGGCCAACUAUACGAUGGGGUCAUUGAGCAGUAUGGUCACUACUUUGGUAAAAAAGUUUCUUCCAGAGCGCUACAUUAGGUAUGUUCAAUACAACAUCAAAAGCAUACACAAGAAAUAUACCAGUGAGGUUCCAAGAUUUCUGCACUGCAAACCCAAAGUGUUUGUUGACCACUGUCUUGGACGACUGCCUACACCAGGCCAUCCAACUUCCAUAAGUGCCGAGGUAGUAGGACCAAGAAAGUUCAAGGUCACCAGCUAUGAUUCUGACAGUGUUUAUACUGUUGACUUGGGACAAGCUCUGCCUUGCUGCAGCUGUAAAGACUGGCUAAAUACACACUGGCCUUUGAAGCACAUGUUGCAUGUCAUGAUCAACAUUCCUGGCAACAGUUGGCACACACUGUCAGAGGAUUUUAUUAAUUCCCCACAUUUGUGUUGUGACAGUGAUAUGUUCAUGAAUAUCUGAAUUUGAGCCCUUGAUUUGUUUAAAUAUUGACCCUUACACUGUUUGCAGGAGGGCCAAGUGUUGUUAUACCUUUAGAAGAAAGACACAAUGAAUUUGCAGCUGGUGAAGAUGAGAAUAGUCAUGCUGUGCAACUCCUCUGGGAUCUUCCUCGUAACUUUGACAUCCCUGUGGCAAAGGUGAAUGGAACGACUGUUACUGAUACCGACAUUCGUUCACUCCAAAGUCCAGAAUGGCUGACUGACAAUAUAAUUGAUGCAUACUUGCAUAUGCUGUGUGUGGAGCUGACUGAGGGCAAAGUAGGCGGAAUGCUGAACAUCGACAGAAUUUCCAUGAACGCGAUCAUGAACAAGACAUUCCGCCCAAGGAACCCACCAAAUAUAUAUGAGUACAUGUUCGUGGUAGGUGCCUACUGUAGAGCAGCUCAUUGGACGCUUGUGAUUUUGGAUGUGGAGGAGAAGAAAGUGUUCUUCUACAUCCCAUACAGGCGGUGGAGGUGCUUGAAUGUGGAACCAUCAAGAAAGCAAU